This is a messenger RNA of Anguilla anguilla (European eel), 4903 nucleotides long. RefSeq lists its product as uncharacterized. NCBI's taxonomy places the organism in Eukaryota, Metazoa, Chordata, Actinopteri, Anguilliformes, Anguillidae. The transcript has 12 exons. The coding region runs from base 65 to 4888 and encodes 1607 amino acids. The record is from RefSeq and is a predicted model, not a curated record.
CAGUCAAAGUCGCUUAGAUCACACAUCUUGCCCAUUCUAAUAGAUAGGGGGCGCUGUUUCUAAAAUGAAUCUCUCAGAGGAGCCAAAGACCGAAGGAGGAACCCUCAGCAGUGAGAGGAAGAGGGUCCAGGUAGAAAGAGCAGGGUCACCUGUACCCAGCUGUGUGUCUCUGAAGAGUGAUCCUUCAGUGGAUCAUCCACUCACUUUCAAAGGAGAGUUCACAGGUGACCAAAGGGUCCAGGUAGAAAGAGCAGGGUCACCUGUACCCAGCUGUCUGUCUAUGAAGAGUGAUGAUUCAAUGGAACCUCCACUCAAAUUCAGAGGAGAGUUCCCUGGUGAUCAAAGGGUCCAGGUAGAAAGAGCAGGGUCACCUGUACCCAGCUGUCUGUCUAUGAAGAGUGAUGAUUCAAUGGAACCUCCACUCAAAUUCAGAGGAGAGUUCCCAGGUGAUCAAAGGAUCCAGCAGUCACUGAAGUCCAGCUCUUUCGAAGAGAAGAGUUCAGAUAAAUUAUCUUCCACAAAAAAGUCUCUCCUGCGCAAUCUGAGGAAGCUGAAGAAGAAGGAGUUGAAACAGUUUCAGAGCCAUCUGAGUCAGGAUUGCCCAGAAUGCCUUAAAAUUCUGUCUGAAGAUCCUUCUAUACUGGAUAAGUUUAUGAAGAUCAAUGAAUUGUUUGACAGUCAUGAAGUUGAUGAUUACCCAGAAUGCAUUGAGAGAGAGCAGGAGGAUCCUGAGUCUGUCUGUAUAGUUGAGAAGUUGCUGGAGACCUGUGGCAGUGAGGGGUCUCUGAAGAUCACACUCCACAUCCUGAGGAACAUGAAGCAGAAGGAUCUCGCUGAUUCGCUGGAAAGAGAUGAGCACAAUGAAUCCAUAAAAAGAGCCCGGCAGGCACUGAAAACUCAUCUGAAGAAGAAGUUUGAAUGCAUAUUUGAAGGUUUAGCAAAGCAGAGCCACCCAACCCUCCUCAAUGAGAUCUAUACAGAGCUCUACAUCACAGAGGGGGGAAGUGGGGAGGUCAAUAAUGAACACGAAGUCAGACAGAUUGAGACAGCAUCCAAGAGACAAACCACGCAGGAGACUGCAAUCCUCUGCAAUGACAUCUUUAAGCCUUUACCUGGACAAGAGAAACCUAUCAGAACUGUGCUUACAAAGGGCAUCGCUGGCAUUGGGAAAACUGUCUCUGUGCAGAAGUUCAUUCUGGACUGGGCAGAAGGAAAAGCCAAUCAGGACGUUGAUUUCAUUUUCACUCUUCCUUUCCGAGAUCUGAAUCUGCAGAAGAAAAGAGAAUUCAGUCUGAUGCAGCUUCUGCAGCACUACUUUCCACAGCUGAAAGAGAUCAAAAGUGUUGACGGUGAUGAAGUCAAAGUUGUAUUUAUCUUUGAUGGACUGUAUGAGUGUCGACUUCCUCUAAAUUUCCAAAGUAAUAAGUCCUGCUCCGAUAUAACAGAGUCAUCAUCAGUGGAUGUGCUGCUGACCAACCUCAUUAAGGGGAAUCUGCUUCCCUCUGCUCUCCUCUGGAUCACCUCCCGACCAGCAGCAGCCAGUCAGAUCCCUCCUGAGUGCGUCCACCAGGUGACAGAGGUACGAGGGUUCAAUGACCCGCAGAAAGAGGAGUACUUCAGGAAGAAAAUCAGAGAUGAGAACCAGGCCAGCAGAAUUGUCUCACACAUUAAGUCAUCCAGGAGCCUCUACAUCAUGUGUCACAUACCAGUCUUCUGCUGGAUUUCUGCUACUGUUCUGGAGACAAUGUUGGGUAAAACAGAGAGUGGAGAUCUGCCCAAAACUCUGACUGAAAUGUACACACACUUUCUGCUUAUUCAGACUAAUGUGAAGAAUCAGAAAUAUCAUGGCACUGAUGAGACAGACACAAAGAUGUUAGCAUCAGAUACAGAAAUCAUCCUGAAACUGGGGAAGCUGGCUUUUCUACAGAAGGAAAAGGGCAAUCUGAUAUUCUAUGAAGAGGACCUAAGAGAGAGUGGCAUUGAUGUCAGUGAAGCUUCAGUGUACUCUGGGGUGUGCACAGAGAUCUUUAAGGAGGAGUGUGGGUUGCACCAGGAGAAGGUCUACUGCUUUGUGCAUCUGAGCAUUCAGGAGUAUCUGGCUGCCUUGUUUGUAUUGCAAUCAUGUGUAAAUGAGAACAGAAAUGUACUCAGAGCAGAAGAAUCAAAACCUCACAGUGACAGAGUGCAGCUGUCUGAGUUACACAGGAGUGCAGUGGAUCAGGCCUUAGAGAGUAAGAACGGACACCUGGACCUUUUCCUCCGAUUCCUUCUCGGCCUCUCUCUGCAAUCCAUUCAGUCUCUCUUAGGAGGACUACUGACAGAGACAGGAAGCAGAUCAGAGAGCAUUAAGAAAACAGUCCAGUACAUUAAGGAGAGGAUCAGAGAGGAAUAUUCAGCAGAGAGGAUCACCUAUCUGUUCCACUGUCUCAAUGAACUGAAUGACAACUCUCUAGUGCAGGAAAUCCAGAAUUCCCUGAGAUCAGGAAAACUUUCUAAUAAAGAGCUGGAACCAGACCAAUGUUCAGCUCUGGCCUUUGUGUUACUGAUGUCGGAGGAGAUCCUGGAUGAGUUUAACUUGAAGACAUACAACACAUCAGCAGCAUGUCAUCAGAGACUGCUACCAGUAGUCAGGAACUGCAGGAAGGCCAUGGUCCAGCAGUCACUGGAGUACAGCUCUUUUGAUGAGAAGAGUUCAGAUAAAUUAUCUUCCGCAAUAAAGCCUCUCCUGCUCACUCUGAUGAAGCUGAAGAAGGAUGAGAAGUUGAAACUGUUUCAGAGCCAUCUGAGUCAGGAUUGCCCGGAAUGCUGUCUUGACGAUCAGUUUAUGAAGUUUAUUAAUGAAUUGUUCGACAGUCGUGAAGUUGAUGAUUACCCUGAAUGCAUUGAGAGAGAGCAGGAGGAUCCUGCGGCUGUGUGCAUAGUUGAGAAGUUGCUAGAGACCUGUGGCAGUGAGGGGUUUCUGAAGAUCACACUCCACAUCCUGAGGAAGAUGAAGCAGAAGGAGCUCGCUGAGCACAAUGAGUCCAUAAAAAGAGCCCAGCAGGCACUGAAAACUCAUCUGAAGAAGCAGUUUGAAUGCAUAUUUGAAGGUUUAGCAAAGCAGACAACCCUCCUCAAUGAGAUCUAUACAGAGCUCUACAUCACAGAGGGAGGAAGUGGGGAGGUCAAUAAUGAACACGAAGUCAGACAGAUUGAGACAGCAUCCAAGAGACAUACCACACAGGAGACUGCAAUCCUCUGCAAUGACGUCUUUAAGCCUUUACCUGGACAAGGGAAACCUAUCAAAACUGUGCUUACAAAGGGCAUCGCUGGCAUUGGGAAAACUGUCUCUGUGCAGAAGUUCAUUCUGGACUGGGCAGAAGGAAAAGCCAAUCAGGACAUUGAGUUCAUCUUCACUCUUCCUUUCCGAGAUCUGAAUCUGCAGGAGAAAAAAGAAUUCAGUCUGAUGCAGCUUCUGCAGCACUACUUUCCACAGCUGAAUGAGAUCAAAAGUGUUGAUGGUGAAGUCAACACCUUCAAAGUCAGUUAUAAUAAAGUUGUAUUUAUCUUUGAUGGACUGGAUGAGUGUCGACUUCCUCUAGAUUUCCAUUGUAAUAAGUACUGCUCCGAUAUAACAGAGUCAUCAUCAGUGCAUGUGCUACUGACCAACCUCAUUAAGGGGAAUCUGCUUCCCUCUGCUCUCCUCUGGAUCACCUCCCGACCAGCAGCAGCCAAUCAGAUCCCUCCUGAGUGCGUCCACCAGGUGACAGAGGUACGAGGGUUCAAUGACCCGCAGAAAGAGGAGUACUUCAGGAAGAAAAUCAGAGAUGAGAACCAGGCCAGCAGAAUUAUCUCACACAUGAAGUCAUCCAGGAGCCUCUACAUCAUGUGUCACAUACCAGUCUUCUGCUGGAUUUCUGCUACUGUUCUGGAGACAAUGUUGGGUAAAACAGAGAGUGGAGAUCUGCCAAAAACUCUGACUGAAAUGUACACACACUUUCUUCUCAUUCAGACUAAGGUGAAGAAUCAGAAAUAUCAUGGCACUGAUGAGACAGACACAAAGAAGAUAUCAGCAUCAGAUACAGAAAUCAUCCUGAAACUGGGGCAGCUGGCUUUUCUACAGCUGGAAAAGGGCAAUCUGAUAUUCUAUGAAGAGGACCUGAGAGAGAGUGGCAUUGAUGUCAGUGAAGCUUCAGUGUACUCUGGGGUUUGCACAGAGAUCUUUAAGGAGGAGUGUGGGCUGUAUCAGGAGAAGGUCUACUGCUUUGUGCAUCUGAGCAUUCAGGAGUAUCUGGCUGCCUUGUUUGUAUUGCAAUCAUGUGUAAAUGAGAACAGAAAUGUACUCAGAGCAGAAGAAUCAAAACCUCACAGUGACAGAGUGCAGCUGUCUGAGUUACAUAGGAGUGCAGUGGAUCAGGCCUUAGAGAGUAAGAAUGGACACCUGGACCUUUUCCUCCGAUUCCUUCUCGGCCUCUCUCUGGACUCCAUUCAGACUCUCUUAGGAGGACUACUGACAGAGACAGGAAGCAGAUCAGAGAGCAUUAAGAAAACAGUCCAGUACAUUAAGGACAGGAUCAGAGAGGAAUCUUCAGCAGAGAGGAUCAUCAAUCUGUUCCACUGUCUCAAUGAACUAAAUGACAACUCUCUAGUGCAGGAAAUCCAGAAUUCCCUGAGAUCAGGAAAACUUUCUGAUAAAGAGCUGCAACCAGACCAAUGUUCAGCUCUGGCCUUUGUGUUACUGAUGUCGGAGGAGAUCCUGGAUGAGUUUGACUUGAAGACAUACAACACAUCAGCAGCAGGUCAUCAGAGACUGCUACCAGUAGUCAGGAACUGCAGGAAGGCCAUGUCCGAAGUGCGGCAGCUGGAGAGUGUAGCACAGACAUCUUCCUCAGAGAAUCAUCAACCUUAAAAUCCUCAAUUUCAC